AUGAAAUUUUCAUAUAAAAAUGUUGAUCAACAUGUUGCAGAAAAAUUGUAUAAUUUUUUUCCAGUUCAAAAUUGUUUUAUUGAAGUUAAUCCAGGAAAAGUAAUUUUACCACGAAAAUACAUUGAUAUUGGACAAUCAAUUUUGGAUUUACCUAUUCAUUCGGAUGAUGUAUGGUUGAUAUCAUAUCCAAGAACUGGAUCAACAUGGGCACAAGAAAUGAUUUGGUUAUUAGGAAAUGGUUUAGAUUUUGAAGGAGCUAAACAAAUUCAACAAAUUCGUUCACCGUUAUUAGAACUAACGGCAAUAUUUGGAGAAGAUCAUCAUGAAUGGGUUGCAUCUUCUAUAGGAAACACGGUAGAAUGUGUAAAAAAUAUGCCACGACCAAGAUUUGCUAGAUCACAUUUACCAUCUCAACUUCUACCAGUACAAUUAAAAGAAAUAAAACCGAAGAUUGUUUAUACGGCAAGAAAUCCAAAAGAUUUAUGUGUAUCAUUCUAUCAUUAUUGCAAAUUGGUACAUGGUUUAUAUGCACCAUUCGAAGAUUUUUGUGAAUUAUUUAUUGAUGAAACAUCACCAAUUGGAUCAUAUUGGUCACAUAUAUUACCAUUUUGGGAGAAACGUUACGAUAAAAAUAUUUUAUUUUUAAAAUAUGAAGAUAUGAAAAGAAAUUUACCAGAAAUAAUUCAUGAAUGUGCUAAAUUUUUAGAAAUCGAUUAUAAAUUAAGUAAUUCUGAUAUGGAAAGAAUGUGUGAACAUUUAAAAUUUGAUAAAAUGCAAUCAAAUCCAGCUGUUAAUUUGGAUCCAAUUAUUAAUAAUCCAAUUAUUCAAAAUGGUAUUGAAUGUUCGGAUAAUGGAAAUUGUGAACAAAUAAAAUUUAUACGUAAAGGACAAAUUGGUGAUUGGAAAAAUUAUAUUAAAGGAGAUUUAUUGGAACGUUUUGAUGAAUGGAUUGAGAAAAAUACCAAAGGCACAGAUUUAAUAUUCGAUUAUGAAUAA
This is a messenger RNA of Condylostylus longicornis, 996 nucleotides long. RefSeq names its product luciferin sulfotransferase (gene St2). The transcript is spliced from 4 exons. Gene Ontology annotation, cellular component: cytoplasm. Gene Ontology annotation, biological process: sulfation. Lineage: Eukaryota; Metazoa; Arthropoda; Insecta; Diptera; Dolichopodidae. The coding region runs from base 1 to 996 and encodes 331 amino acids. Gene Ontology annotation, molecular function: sulfotransferase activity. The record is from RefSeq and is a predicted model, not a curated record.